Molecule: messenger RNA, 1131 nt
Organism: Miniopterus natalensis
Lineage: Eukaryota; Metazoa; Chordata; Mammalia; Chiroptera; Miniopteridae
Gene: MRPL2
Product: mitochondrial ribosomal protein L2
Biological process (GO): mitochondrial translation
Cellular component (GO): ribosome; mitochondrial large ribosomal subunit
Molecular function (GO): structural constituent of ribosome; RNA binding
Source: RefSeq, a predicted model, not a curated record
AGGCGGGCACGAAAGGAGGUGUGUAUACAGCUUGCUCUUUGGUUUUCCUUCCGCCUCUUUUACGUCUUGAGUGAGGGACGGCACACAGAGCCUUUAGCGUCAUCCCGGAGCGCCAGGCUGCCUGGCUAAAGGUAAUGGUGGUGCGCUGAACUCAGCGGAGCUUGGCUACCCUCAUGGCUCUACGAGUCCUGACCCGUGCUCUAGGCUCUCUGAGUCUGACGCCCCUGGGUGCUGCGGCCCCCGGCCCGAGUAUGCUCCCGGCCGCCCAGGUGACAAACAAUGCCCUCUGCCAGCUGCCCUCUACCUCAAUGUUGCUCCCCUGCCGCCCAAUCCUUACCUCUGUGGCCCUUAGUGCCAAGUUUGUGUCCUGGAAAAGUCGUACCACAUACACCACUACACCAUUGAAGAAGAGGAAGUCUGGAGGCCGAGACCACACAGGCCGAAUCCGAGUGCAUGGUAUUGGCGGGGGCCACAAGCAACGUUAUCGCAUGAUUGACUUUCUUCGGUUCCGGCCAGAGCAGGAAACCAAGCCAGGACCAUUUGAGGAGAAGGUCAUCCUUGUCCGCUAUGAUCCCUGUAGGUCAGCAGACAUAGCUCUGGUUGCUGGGGGCAGCCGGAAACGCUGGAUCAUUGCCACAGAAAAUAUGCAGGCUGGAGAUAUAAUCCUAAAUUCCGACCACAUAGGCCGAAUGGCAGUUGCUCCUCGGGAAGGAGAUGCACAUCCUCUUGGGGCCUUGCCUGUGGGGACCCUCAUCAACAAUGUGGAGAGUGAGCCAGGCCGGGGGGGCCAGUAUAUCCGAGCUGCAGGGACGUGUGGUGUGCUGCUGCGGAAGGUGAAUGGGACAGCCAUCAUCCAGCUGCCCUCUAAGAGGCAGAUGCAGGUGCUGGAAACGUGCAUAGCAACAGUAGGCCGAGUAUCCAACGUUGAUCAUAACAAAAGGGUCAUUGGCAAGGCUGGGCGGAACCGCUGGCUGGGCAAGAGGCCUUCUAGCGGGCUAUGGCACCGAAAGGGGGGCUGGGCUGGCCGAAAGAUUCGGCCCCUGCCCCCAAUGAAGAGUUAUGUGAAGCUGCCUUCAGCUGCUGCCCAGAGCUGAUAUCCCUGGACUCUUAAUAAAAUGACCCCCAUUUUUA